Molecule: messenger RNA, 1656 nt
Organism: Pedinophyceae sp. YPF-701
Lineage: Eukaryota; Viridiplantae; Chlorophyta; Pedinophyceae
Source: the annotation of a GenBank genome assembly
AUGGAGUCGUUCCAGGUGCUGAGGCGGAUAGGGACGGGAACGUACGGGUCUGCAUUCCUCGUGUGCCUCAAAGAAGAUGAGUCGAGGAGGUUCGUCCUCAAGAAGAUCAACAUGUCGCAGAUGUCGGAGCGCGAGCGCGCGGCGGCGCACCAGGAGGUCCGCUUGCUGGCGCAGCUCGACCACCCAUUCGUCCUGGGCUACCACGACUCGUUCCAGCACCGCGGGCACAUGUGCAUCGUGACGGAGUACUGCGAGGCCGGCGACCUGUACCGCCUGCUCAAGCGGCAGAACGAGCCGCUGCCGGAGGAGCAGAUCAAGGAGUGGCUCGCGCAGGUCACGCUCGCGCUGCACUACAUCCACGAGCGCAAGGUCGUGCACCGUGACUUGAAGAGCCAAAACAUCUUCUUGACGCGCGACGGCAGCGCGAAGCUGGGGGACUUCGGCAUCGCGCGCGUGCUGUCGUCGCCGCAGGAGCUCGCGCGGACGGUCAUCGGCACGCCGUACUACAUGUCGCCCGAGAUCGUGCGCAACCAGCCGUACAGCUACCAGUCGGACGUGUGGUCGCUCGGGUGCGUGGUCUUCGAGAUGGCCACGGGGAAGCACGCGUUCGACGCCGCGGACAUGAACGCGCUCGUGAUGAAGAUCCUCCGCGGCAAGGUCGACCGCCUCGGCCCGCAGUACUCCCCCGACCUGCAGCAGCUGCUCGACCUGAUGCUGGCGCGGGACCCGGCGCGCCGGCCGACGACGGAGCAGAUCCUGCACUGCCCGUUCCUGCGCGAGCACGUCGUCGAGGCCAAGCACGAGGCCGCGGUCUGGCGGGCCGGCCGCGGGAAGAAGGGAGGCACGCCGGCGCGCGACACGCCGCCGCCGCCGCCCGCGUCCGCCGGGGCCCGCGCGCCGGUCCUCCGGCAGCGGUCGCAGAGCAUGCACGACCACGCCGCGGCCUCGAGCGCGCACGGCGAGCCCCGGACCUCCGGAAAGCUCCCCGCGAAACAACACACCCCCGCGGGGUCCGCCUCGCACCGGCACCACCACCGCCACCACCACCACCACCACCACCACAGCCACCACCACAGCCAGUCCUACCACGACCCAGCGCACCGGCGGUCCCGGAGCGACGUGCGCACGUCGGAGCCGGCCGCGAGCCUCGCGCCCGCGCCGCCGCUGCCUCCCGGGCCGCAGCAGCGGCACCUGCGCGCGGACCCGCGGCUGGCGGGCGUGCGGUCGCGGUCCGUCGCGCAGAUCCAGGUCACGCGGGAGGCGGACGCGGCGCCGGAGUGGCUGCGGAGGGAGGGGCCGCCUGCGCAGGGGGGGGUGCGGGGCACGCGCAGCUGGAGCGGGCGUUCUCGGAGCGCGGGGGCGCGCGAGAGGGCGGCGGACGGUCGUCGGCGUCGGAGAUCAGCCUUCUCGAGCACCGCAACCGGCGGCGGGAGCGCCUGGCGGCGCUCAAGGCCGGGAACGUCGGGGGGGGGAGCGAGCCAUUACCCCCCCCUCUGCCGGGGUCGCGGCACGCGAGCAGCUUGCACGACGUGCGCGGGUCGGUCGAGAUCGGCGCCCUGCAGCACGUCCGCGACGCCGAGGAGGUCCCCGUCGGCUUCGGCGUCCGCCGCGCCCCGCGCGCCCAGAAGAUGGCGUCGCGCAGCCAACGCGGCCUGA